UGUUUUGUAAGUCGGCUUCCGAUUUGAGAAGCAAGAGAGAUGUAAUCGCUAACUUUAUUCUCGACAUGUGUCUCCAUCUGUAUGGCCGACACAUACGCGUUCUCUUCAUUUACGAACAGAAAUUCCUUGAUGUUGAUGGCGUCAGAGCUCUUCUCAGGGCGUGUCCAAACCUGGAGAAGCUGUGUAUCCACCAAUGUGCCAAUAUCCACCUUAGCCACGUCAAGCCCAUCUUGGAACAUGUUGUCGAGUUCAACGAGAUCCGAUAUGAGAAUGGCUCCAACCUGCCGGGCCUGGAGGUCGAUAUCUCGCCUCGAUACCAUAUUGGUACUCCCGAGGAUGGAUCGUACGGCGUCUUCUGGCAAGAUCAAGGGCAGGUCGACAGCCUUGGUGGUAUUGUCGCUCACUCAUGGGUCUAAUCCCGUAUGCUAAGGAGCACAGCAUCGACCUGAUUUCUCGUGGAAAGGGCUUCCGACUCUGGCUCGAGAAGAUGCCUUUUGUACCAGGCACGCUCCCAUGGAUUCUGGAGGACAUUCACCACAUCAUGGACUUUGAGAAGGAUGGUGCGAAGCAAGCUAAGGCUUUCUAUCCGCGUGCUGACCAACACGAACUCCGCGAAGAGCUACUUGAUUCCAUGAAGAGAACCGUGUGGUACGAUCUUGUCAUCUCGACGCUCGGCAAACCGUUGAAAGCAGAUAUACUCGAGAGUCACGGUUUCUCUCUCUGCCAUAUAUGUGGACUUGAGCUAUAUGACGGCUUCUUCGAGCGAGAAAUGCUCUCCCGAAGCCUGCUCACGAGAUGCUGCAAGGGAUGCUCUCUGAUUGCGAUUCUGAACAUGGAGAACCACAACUUCUUGCAGCUCAAGAGUGAGGUAGCGCAGUCGUUGUUUGAGCGCGCCAAAACACCCCGAACGUACUUCCUGUUCGAGACCAAGCUUGGAGCAGAGGCCAUUGCGAAAAGUCGGGGCUUGGCGAAGCAGUCGCAGAACCGCUGCUUUGACAGAGCUCAGGAGAAGUACUGGUCGUAUCAUAAGGAGAUUCUGGAGGGGGAGCAGUACAGAGAGGACGUGGCUAUAUACGACUGCUGCAAUAAGCGCGAGACUUUGAAGAAUAUCGAGCGAUUGCAGAAGAGUCGCGACGUUCUCUAUACCCAGCUCGGAGGCCAGGUCAAGCCUGUUGUUGGUCGUGAACGAGCGGCCGACUGGAAUGUUCGGAAGCGGGAUUACUUACUCCAGCGACAAGUCGAGGAGGAUAAUCUGGUGAACCGGGGACCGCAUCCUGGACUUGGCAAAUAGUUGACCGGAUGAGCUCACCUCCUCACUUGUCUUCCCUCGUCCUUGAUUCUGGAUUUGACA
Messenger RNA from Pseudomassariella vexata, 1351 nucleotides. RefSeq lists its product as uncharacterized. The transcript has a single exon. The coding region runs from base 407 to 1291 and encodes 294 amino acids. NCBI's taxonomy places the organism in Eukaryota, Fungi, Ascomycota, Sordariomycetes, Amphisphaeriales, Pseudomassariaceae. The record is from RefSeq and is a predicted model, not a curated record.